AUGACGAAUGCAUACAUUGUCGGUUCUAAGCGCACUGCCUUUGGCGCCUUUGGCGGAAAGUUGAGCAACAUGAUUGCAUCCCAGAUUGGUGGUCAUGCUGCCAAGGCUGCUUUGGCACAGCUCCCUGCCAACACACCCGUAGAUGCGACUAUCUUUGGUCUAGUUACUCACUCGGAUGUGACUGCCCCUUACACCGCUCGUCACGUCGGCCAUUUUGCUGGCGUUCCGAUCAAGUCUCCUGCUGUGACGGUUAACCGCCUUUGCGGUUCUGGUUUUCAGGCCGUGAUCAACGCUACGCAGGAGAUUAAAACCGGUGACUCGAAGAUCGUUUUGACCGGUGGUACCGAAAAUAUGAGCUUGUCGCCUUACACGCUUCAUGGCGUUCGCUUUGGCAAUACUCGCUACGGUGUUGACUUGAAGCUUGUUGACAGCCUUGCAAGCGCUUUGGUCGAUCAAGUCCCUACGCCUACUCCCAUGGGUAUCACCGCUGAGAACCUCGCUGAAAAGUACGGUAUUUCACGCCAGCAGUGUGAUGAAUUUGCUUUGCAGUCACAGCAACGCUGGGGCAAGGCGCAGGAGGCUGGCGUUUUCAAGGAUGAGAUUGCCCCUAUCGAAGUGAAAGUUAAGAGGGCUACCGAGCAGUUCGAGGUAGAUCAGCACUCGCGACCUCAGACCACUCCCGAGAUGCUUGCCAAGCUUCCUUCUGUGUUCAAGAAGGAUGGCGUUGUGACUGCUGGCAACGCUUCUGGUAUCUGUGAUGGUGCUGCUGCCAACGUAAUUGCAAGCGAAGAUGCCGUCCGGGAGCACAACCUGAAGCCCCUUGCUCGUAUUGUGAGCUGGGGCGUUACUGGCUGUGAGCCGUCGCUCAUGGGUAUUGGCCCUGUGGAUGCGUCGAGGCUUGCGCUCAAGCGCGCCGGGCUGAACAUUGGCGAUAUCGAUAUCUUUGAUGUGAACGAGGCGUUCGCUGCUCAGUUCCUUGCUGUGCAGAAGGAGCUCGAGCUCCCCAACGACAAAACGAACAUGAACGGCGGUGCUAUUGCGCUUGGUCAUCCUCUCGCAGCCAGUGGCGCUAGGAUUCUCUCGGACCUGACCUACAGCUUGCACCGUCUCAACAAAAAGUACGCGCUUGGUGCGGCCUGCAUUGGCGGUGGUCAAGGGAUUGCCGUCAUCCUUGAGCGUGUCUAA
Malassezia vespertilionis is the source of this 1185-nucleotide messenger RNA. RefSeq names its product acetyl-CoA C-acyltransferase. The transcript has a single exon. NCBI's taxonomy places the organism in Eukaryota, Fungi, Basidiomycota, Malasseziomycetes, Malasseziales, Malasseziaceae. Gene Ontology annotation, biological process: fatty acid beta-oxidation. Gene Ontology annotation, molecular function: acetyl-CoA C-acetyltransferase activity. The record is from RefSeq and is a predicted model, not a curated record. The coding region runs from base 1 to 1185 and encodes 394 amino acids.